UGUAUUCUUUUAAUUUUUUUAUAGAGUUAAUCAUCUGAUUUGGAAAUGGGGUACUUUUGAUCGCCCAAUUAGUCAGUAUUUAUUGAUGUUACAAUACCUGUACAAGUUUAAAUUGAGGUCCCCAAAUUCAUAUUUGAUGCCAAAAGUCCAAGUGGUCAUGAACAUUUUGGGGUAUUUGAAAAAAAAAUAAAAAAUAAAAAAUAUCAAGGCUAGAAAUAAUGCAAUUUUCUAUCGAAGUAAGAAAUAUGUUUAGUAAAUGGAAAAUUUAAUUAAAAAAGCAUUUAUUCUAAAGCUGGUCGGUUUCAAGUCAUGUGUAGCUGGUAGAGGAAUAUUGAGUUCCACAUUGUUGCAAAACGUGGAUUUUUGAAAAUGUAACAAACUGCGAUAAGAAAAACAGUAAAGAAUAAUCGGUUCAUUUAAACAUUCAUGAAACUCGAUUUCCAUGACCCUUUAUAUCCCUUCGUAGCUAUAUAUGAGCUGUUUAACAAAACCGAAAUUCAUGAUCAGAAACAGAUUGAAUGAAAAUGAUGAUUUGAACAUUUCAUGAGCAAGUUUCUGCUGAUCAAUGCUACCCCAUUUUACGGUAUGUUUGUUUUGUACUUGGGGCUGCUCCACUGCAAUGCCAUAUGUAUGUUUGCAAAUUCGGGUUGAGAUAAAGUUCCAAAAAUUCCCAAUACGAACAGUGGGUUCAGUUAAAAACACAAAGGCAUAUUUUAGGUUGAUACUAGUGAAGUUUUGAAAUUCAAUUAUGUUUCAAAAUAUUUGUUUUGAAUUUUUAAAAUAUCUUUUACAACACAAAAAAAAACAGAUUAAUCCACCUAGUGGUGAUAGUGCCUUUCUCGUCGAAUAUGUAUUCAAGAGCCAUAAGCCGAAGUGUUCCUGAAUUCUGAGAAUACUCUACAACGGAACAAAUCUCAUUUUCUUCUUUUGUCACAGUGCUCGUUGACUUAUCAAUGGGGGAGUAGAGUUGAUAAAUAAUUAAUGUAUUUGAUGAAAUAAAUACAUAAACAAUUGAGCAAAUCCGCUUAACUCAUCGGAUAUGAUAAUAAAUUUUCUGAAGGACUCUAAUUUCACUUUAAAAUUUAAAGUGAAAUAAGGGGGAUUAGGGGCAUAAUGGACACCCUAAUCAAAUGAGUACGUUAAGCCAGGAACACAUAGCGUCCGUUCCGUCGAGGUUUGCGUUUUUUGACAGUUUUCCCAUGGGAAAUGUGUCAAAUUACUGUCACGCACACGCAAACGUUGCAUUGUGUGGGACACUUUAGGCCUGUACAACAGAGAAAACCUUAACAUAUUAUCAGUUGGCUUACAACUUUAGUUUGUUUCCUACGUAUUUCAAUAAUUUACAGCAAGUAGAAUGUCUUUAUUGUGAAGAAAUAAUGAAUUGUAAAUCGUGUUUUUUUUUUGGGCUGGCAUAGAAGGUACGGGGCGAAAUGGACACCCAUUGGGGCAUAAUGGACACCCCUGCAUAUUUUAUGCUAAUUCUUUAAUAACAUCGAUCAGUUAAGUAAUUUGCCCACGGAGAUCGAUACCACAGAUGAAAUACUCCAUUAUAGACGUGUUUACAUAACAUCCAAAUUAAUUAAAUAAACUUAAGGCUAAAAUAAUCCAAUUGAUUUUUUUUCCAAACACUCUUAAACGCCUAACAGCAUGCAAUGCGCGUACAUCCAUUCGUAAUUGCCAGUGUUCAUUUCGCCCCAAAUCAACUACAACAUUGAAAUUUCUAUUUUGAGUAAAUUCUAAUCACAAAUAAAUUACUUUAUCCAUUGCUAAAUCUACGUAUACAUGCAGAAAAGGUAGCAUUUCACCUGUUUUUAUGGUGAACACACUCAAACACUCGUAAUACCUUAUUUGCUGCAGCGUUGAAAUUAUAAGAAUUUCACCAUAUGAAAAACAUGUUUCAAUUUCAAUGAUAUUUAGGUUAUUUUGGAGGCAUAUGAAUGGUACUUUUGAAAAAUAGAACGAUGACUUUUUCCUUUAUACUUAUGCAUCAAAAGUUUAGCAUAAAAGUCAACGGUUUCGGCAAAAAUAGGGGUGUCCAUUUCGCCCCGGGUGUCCAUAAUGCCCCGAUCUCCCCUAUUUAUUUGUGCCCUUCCUCAAAAUGAUGAAUUCCGAAUCAAAUUUUCAAAGGGACUUAAGAGAAAAUCGAAAUUUGUGUCAGCCUUAUUCAGAAAAGCAACAAUUAUAUCAAAGCCAUAAUCGAAUUUGAAAACUUAUUGAUGGCUCAUAUUCUGAAGUUAUGUAUUAUGUUAAACGUAUAAGCAGAGCUGAAAAAAAUCAAACCUCUCAGUUGACUGUUUGACCACCUUCACUAGCACUGGAUGCCGAUCAUUAUCAAGAUAGUUCGGCAGUUUUUUUCUGCGCACUUUACUGCCUAUAACCGCAUAAUUGUAACAUUUGCAUAUUUUGCUGUUAUUGACUUAAUAUCGGGGAUCAUCACCAAAUUACAAGUACUUUCGACUACCUGAAUAAAAUUUUCAAGUUUGUUCUAGGAUUUGUGAAAAAACACCAAGUCGUUUUGUCUCGUUGGUUUAUUUUCUGACAAUAGGUCCAGCAUACAAGAAGUGCUGUAGAAGAUCUUAUUGCUAAACAAUUGAUUACGAAUUAAUGAAAAAUGUUUACAAUGUCGGUUCAUUCCCAUACUAUUAAAAUUUGCAACUUUGAAUCCCAUUUUCUCCAAUGCCUACUUCUGUCGAAUGUUACUGUUAUGCAAUUAUGGGCAGUUUAGCCUUUAUUCUAUUAUCAUUGGUUAUAAGAUUGUUGUAAAAUUUGACAAAAAAAGUGCAAGAUAGUGAAAUUUCUUAUAAUAAAACCCAUUCAAAUUUCAACCAUGUUACAGAGCGCGAGGGCUAAACCAGUUGCAUCAAAAUUGUGCGUAGUAAUUUCAACCGCAAAAGGGUAUUGAUGCUAUAAAAUUAAAAUUUCCCCAUACAACGUUGCUUCAUCCUACUGUAUAAUUACGUCUCAGGAAUCUAAAAUGGUGUGAUUUGACAAGAUUGCUUUAAUUUUUAUUAAGAUUUUGUUCUUUUACGCAUAUUUAUCGCUUGCAUUGAUUUUGUUCACCUUCGUAAUUUCAGCGAUGCAUCCAAUCCUGAUUCUGCAACACUGACUGCUGGUAAUCUUAGGUGUGGUCAGAGACUAUUUUCAUGCUGCCCGUUUAUCUGGUUAUCCAACAUUUUUGAUGAUUUGAUGUUUCAUAUGCAUGGAUUUGGUUCGCUUUUUUAACUGUCCACUUCCGGUGGGACAUCUGGAACUGGUUCCGGAACACAACCGGUUCAAGUAUGUUAUUUGUGGAUUGAUUGUGUAAUUAUCGGUGCCAUAUAUCGGAAACAGCUUGUUAAGCGUUACGCGUUUCGAUCUACUAUUCUUUGGUCGUCAUCAGACGCAUUCAGUUGGAUACACCCUUCACCUUCGUCAGUUUAAUAUAUAAGCGGUUCAGAUAUGGUCUGAAACUAUUUUCCUGCUUACCGUUACUAAAUUAAGAAAGAACUUGAGUUUAAGUAAUUUAUUUAUAAUUUUUUAAAAAUUUGGGUCCGAAAAUGUAAUUUAAAAGUAAAAUUGAUGAACAAUCAGAGAUAAUACCUCAGCAGAAAUAUUGAAAAAAUGAGAUAAUAAAUGGUUCUAGUGCAUGGAAAGCAAUAGGCCAACGUUGUAUCCACUAAUAGGCCAAUUUUUGUACCAUAGACCAACGUUGCAUACCAUCGCAACGAAUCUUUUCAACUUAAUUAAGUGAGUUCUUGAAUAUUUACGUUAGUUUAAUUCCAGUUGGUGAAACAUGCAUUGCCUACAGUGUGUAAUAGGGUCAACAUACCAUUUCUAGUGCUAUUAAUUCAUGAGUUAUGGUCAAAGUUGUCAAGGCAGCUUGCAAAUUAGGCCAAGGAAUGGUACAUAUACCCUAGUUGCCACUGCCCGUUUAGGUCACCAGCGCUGGUGGCAAUAUUCUUGCCACUGCCCGUUUAGGAUACUUUUCUUCUUUGGACUUCAACAAAAAGCCGGAAAAGAGAUUUUAAAGUGGAUUAGGGCUUAACCCAUAAUAUAAACUGUGUAGUUCAGCUCAUGUCAACCCAUAAUUUGAUUAUUUCUUAAAAUAUUUACCAAAUCUAUAAUUUUACUAUAAGUUUGAGCUAAUUUUCUUCACGCGGUCAAAUUUAGCCAUUUUUGAGACUACAAAUGGCUCCCAAAUUGUUGUUAAAGCUUUGUUUAGUAUCAAAAAAAAUACCAGGCGUUGUUAGUAAUCCCAAUUUUGCGUGAACUAAAAAAAAAAGUUUGAAAUAAAUUGUUAUAAAACAGAAAAAAAUACAAACAGUAGGUGGCAAUAUAGUUGCCACUGCCUUACAAAGGGUUAAAGAAUCAUGCACUGAAGAAAGGCACUGUCACCGCUAGGUGUAUUAAUCUGGGUUUGGGUUUUUUUUUUGUUUUCACAGCGUAAAGUGCUGCUGAGUACCAUGUGGAGUCCGUCUCAACUCACCUUAAGUUCGCUAGUAAUGCACUGAUGAUUGAACGAUGCUCAUUCUUCGGUUUUCUUUCAAAUGCACAAUUUGCCCAGGUAAGCCGAGAAAAGUUCCCGAUCGGAACGGAAAAUGAAUUCGUGGCCUAAAUUUUAUGAAAAAUUGGGUUCAAUCAACAUUUUAAAGUUGAAAAUGUUUACUUAAGACAAAACUGGCUGUAUAUCUUCAUUUUUUGUUUUUGUUUUUUUUUUCAUUAAUCAAUAACGGAGCAAUGUUUCCAAAAUCGGUUUCCAUAGACAUUUAGAGGAAGCAUCAAGGUAUCUCUUGAUUGUUAUCCAGUGGAAAACAUUCAUCAAUUUUCCAGAAUUUCAACUAAUUGCUGUUUUUUUAUAGUUAAAAAUGGUAUUUGAACAAUUUAAAAACAUUUCCAUACAGGAAAAAAACAGGAGAAACCUUGAUCCGUCUUUUAAUUGUGUAUUAACAUCGAUUUUAAAAAUAUUGCUCCGUUAUUUAGGGAAAAAUCAAAAACCAUAAAGCGAGGAAAUUCAUCCCAUCUCACCUCAAUCGAAGAAGGUAUUCUUGUAACAUCCAAAUCGAAUAAACUUUAAUUUUCCAAAAUAAAUUCGACGAACAGAGGUCAAAUUUUGAGAAAAGCUGGCAGAAACUCAAUUUUUAAACAUGUCUUAUAUGGGAUAUAGUAUAUUGAGCAUUCAUCCAUAAUACCAGGAGCACUAACUGGCAUUUAAAAAAUUUGAAAAUAUUGAUUAGCUGCUGGUGGAAAAAAUUCUGAAUUUUCGAUAAGGAACAGGAACAAGUUCAACCACUACAAAAGUCUAUUGAUAUAAGUAAUACAAUUGCUUUCAAAAGUUUAUUUGUAAGUUCUUGUGUAUAUCAGACAUCUGCAAUGAAGCAAGAGAUCAAAAUGACACUUUUGGCUUUAAAAUUGACAUUAGAUGUCAUUAGUACGAGAAAUUCUUACAACUCGACAUCAAAGUGUCUUACAAAUCGCUCCCCGCUACUCCCCGCGGGGAGAUUCCGUUCAAAUGCUCGUUUACGUAUGCAGAAUUGGUUAAAGAGAAAUGCAACUGCCAAGAGCUGCCAAAACAAUAGCGCCAUGAUGAUAUGUGUACAGUAAAAUUGUAAGAAAAAUAUCAAUUUUGUUCGGAUUUUGUUCGAAGAUAUCGACACAAAAUGAAAAUGCCUUUAAAAUGAAAUUGAGCGCUAAAUCAUGUACCAAUACAUUCAUAAAGGCUAAACUUGCAGACUACUAUGAUUUGACAAUUUUUGUCAGGUAUUUUCAAAUCUGAGUAAGCAAAUUGGCUGUAAUUUCCCCACCAAAUGAGUUGGCGACGACUGGCAGCAAAAUGUUCUUCUUUUCCCCACGAGGGAAGAUAACACUAGUUAACAAAAUAAAACAAAAGUCGUGAACUUCUCAACGGCAUUUGUUUUAAUGAUUGAUUACGUGCUGAUUUCGAGACAUUUUUUUUUUAGUGAACAAUUUUUCAGUUUUACCUGAAAAUCAAACCCUACUGUUUUAUUAAACAUGGAAUUUACUAAAAUUUGAAUACCUUGCAUUGCCAGUCAGUCAAUCUUCAAUCUUUUUACAUUUAUUGAAAGCUGAAUAAAAUAUGUUUCGAACAUCUGAACACAAUGUUUGCGUCGGAUUGAUGAAAAUCGAGAAAUUGGUCAGCUUUUUUUUUUUAUUUUGGCAAAAUUUUCAAAAAAAAAACAAAAUAAAUUUCAAUAAAAAAAAACAAUAAGAAAAAUCUUUCACAGCGUUAAUGCAGCGUUCAAUGAGUUGUAAGCGAGUAAGAGUAAACACUUUAACUCAAUCGGAGCAUUGAUGACGGCGAAUGAGAUGCACAAAGUGAGCUAUUUGCAUGAAAAUAAAACACAAAUUGGUUUUGAAUUAUCAGCCUAGUAUGGAGGGUCGAAAGCAUGUCCGCUCUACUAUUAUUUUUUUCCAUCAUGUUUUCAAACUAAGAGCAUGAUUCUACACUAAGAAUGAUCAUCUGCUUACCGAGUUCCAAAGUGCUGUGAACUAGUGUAACAUGUGCGAACGGAUUUUUUUUUCGUCUACCCUUCUCCCAGAUGUGAUGGAUGCUCUGUUCAAGUCGCAGCUCCAUCACGAAUGGUGGUUUGUUAUCUGUUAGUUGAUGUGUGGCGAAGCAGUUUUUUUUUCAAAUGAUUCAUUCGCAAUAAACAUACUAUCGAACAUUGCUGUUAGAAGAUAUAUAGAAAUUAGGAAACGAAAAAAAUAAGGCAUUUAAGAACCCAAAAAGUGGGUAACUUUGGAAGUGCAGCAGGAGGUAGAUCCAGAUAGAAUGUUUGCAUGCUGCACUAGAUUAGUGUUACUUUUAAUCACCCAAGUAGUCAGUAUUUGUUCAGCUUACAAUACCUGUACAAGUUUAAUUCGAGGUCCCCAAAUUCAUAUUUGGUGCCAGAAGUCUUGUUCAUAAACAUUUGGAGGAAUUUGAAAAAAAAAAUGUCAAGGCUAGAAAUAAUGCAUAAAGAUGUGGCAAUUUCCUAUCGGAGUUAGAAAUAUGCUUAGUAAAUGGAAAAUUUAACUAAAAAAGCAUUUAUUCCAAAGUUGACCGGUUCAAAGUCAUGUGUAGCUGGUAGAGGAAUUUUGAGCUCCACAUUGUUUGUAGAUUUCAUGCAAAACGUGGAUUUUUGAAAAUGUAACAAACUGCGACAAGAAAAACAGUAAAGAAUAAUCGGUUCAUUUAAAUAUUGAUGAAACUCGAUUUCCAUGAUCCUUUAUAUCUCUUCGUAGCUAUAUUUGAGCAGUUUAACCAAAACAAAGUUCGUAAUCAGAAACAGAUUCAUUGGAAAUGGUGAUUUUAAUAUUUCAUGAGCAAGUUUAUGCUGAACAAUGCUACCCCAUUUUACGGUAUGUUUGUUUUGUACUUAGAACUGCUCCACUGCAAUGCCAUAUGUAUGUUUGCAAAUUCGGGUUGAGAUAAAGUUCCAAAAAUUCCCAAUACGAACAGUGGGUUCAGUUGAAAACACAAGGGCAUAUUUUAGGUUGAUAUUAGUAAAGUUUUGAAAUUAAAUUAUGCUUAAAAAUAUUUGUUUUGAAUUUUUAAAUUAUCUUUUACAACACAAAAAAUAAAAAAAAACAUAUGAUGCCUUUCAUCAUUUUGAAAACUAAACCAUGAGAGUCUGAGCUUUGAAAAAUUUUUCGAGCUACCUCUCGAAAGAUUGUUCUUUUUUAUGCGUCGUUUAUUUUGUUGCAAAAGUGAGACUAACUUUGUGCUGUGUUCGUCAAUUGUGCAAACAACGCUACAUUUACUUUCCGUUGGAUUGAAACGAUUUCAAUUUUGAGCUUUGAAUUGAUCCCAUUGUGCGGUCGCAGCUGUUAUCGCAAUUCUCGCCGAUGAUUUUUUUUUCUCGCCGCCUAUGCAUAAACCACAUAGAAUCAAACCUAGGGUGGACCACGCUUGGGUGAAAAACUCAAAUCUGAAAAGGUUUUGAACUCUCAGUUUUUUUUUUUAAUAUAAUUGUAAUAUUUUACAGAAGAAAGUAGAAAAACUCGAUGUAAUUCAAGUCAGAGCGAUUCAAGAGUGUCAAGCUUAUUUUUUCAAUUUGAUGUGCUUAAAGAGUAUAUUUUUGUUUUUUUUUCUAUGAACGCCACUUUGACCAUAAUCGUAUCUACACCACAACUAAUAAUGGCUGUAUUUAUAGGCGUUGUACAGACGAACAGACGAACCACCUUGAAAGGUGUCCUUGAAAUAUUUCCAUCUUUUCUGAUGCACAUGUUGCACAAAACGCGCUUUCACGAUACAGAAGGCACUAGUGAUAAAUUUCAAAACGAAAGAAAGGCAUGAACUCCAAACCACAGACAAACAGACGUCUUACUCUACUUACUUCCCAUCGUUUCCUUUUUUUAACGAACAAUUUAAAUGUUUUGUAGUUCGCAAAUCUCUCGCUCAUGGCGCUCGCAUCGUUGUCGCUCCUGUUUGUCGUUUGCCCACCACCGCCAUCUACUCAGUGAGUUUGCGAAAUGUAACGUGGUUAGCAUUGGGCGAUUAUGUUUUCGUGACGAUGAUUUUAAUCGCAUUUUGUUCCAAGUGAUACAUCUGUUGUUAUGUGUCCAAACAAUCAUCGAAUGCGUGGUCGAUGGAAGUCUCACCAGUGUAUAAUAUAAUGUUAAACGAUUUUUAGAGCGAAUAUGAAGUUACCAGAGGUACCAGAAACCACAGGUUAGUCUUCAAUCGAUGCUUAUAAUUAUUAUUGAAUUUUAAAACUAACUUCAGCUUUCCAAGAUUUUUCUUUUUUCAUGCAUAAGAUUUGUCGCGUUUUGGCAUGGUAACCAAGCAAGGUAAUCAAAUGAACAUGAAUUUAACUGACCUCAUAAUUUGCAGUUGUGCUCCGUGAUUGACCAGAACAAUCGAAAAUGUACAAGAAAUCAACAAACGUAGUGUGGGAGCUGACUACCGUUUACAAUUGACAGCUUUGAGAGUUCUCAGCUUAACCAAGUGCUGUAAGUCACGUUCUGACAAAUCUGUUAACAAGGAGUUCAUUCCGGCAUAUGCAGCGUUGGUCAUUUCAUUUUUUUUUAAUAAAUACAACUUUCCACCUCUACAAUUACCAUACUUAAACAAUUGUUGUUCAAGUAAUCUAGAACGUACGUUGAAUGUAAAAACAAUAGCAUGGAACGAGCUCACCUAUAGAUAUGCAUCCAUCCAACGCUCCAUCGCUGUUCGAAUGCAAUACUCAGACAUUUUGUUCAGCUGCAUAACUAUCACAACCCGAAGAAUGCAGCGAACAAGGCGAAAAAAGAAAAAUAAUAAUCAACGAAUUCACGCCCAUGCGACUCUGUCAUGGCAUGCUUUUUAUCUGACAAGCGGUAGCACACUCAGAAGUCAACACUGUUUACAAAUAAAAAAAAUCACAUAAAAUUCACUACAAUCAAAAAUCGGAAUCAAUCCACAUUUUCAAGCAGAGAACGAUAUUGCUGAAAUACCGCACCACCCUAAUUCUACUCUGAAGUUCUGAAUCACCGCAAACGUAUAAAAAGCGAUCGGGACAACUCCUCAAACAUCAAACAUCAGUUCUACCAGUGAAAGUGAAGUCGAUCGAAAAUUCGUUCAGGAUGCAAGUAAUUUUGGCUAUACUAAUUGUGAUGAUUUCACUCAACGGCCUAAAACCGUUCACUGUGUCAAAUGAUCCAAACUGGGAAAAUUCAAUUAAUAUACAUGACUUCAACUGGCCUGCUGAUGCAGCCUCGAUGGGAUACAUCCCAGAACAUAAAACAAGUUUUAAUUUUUUUAAUUCAAUUGUGGACAUACUGCCAUAUAAUUUCACUGAGCCAUUUGAGAAGUGCGAGAGAAUUGGAUUUGAAAAUGGAUUGGUUAAAUCAAUCCACAUUAAUCCUAAGUUGUAUUUAAUUAAUUUAUACAAAACAUCUACUGAAAAUGUGAUUAUUAAACCUGAUAUGUUCUACAAACUGGGCAUUUUCCGGUGUAUAAAAACAAAAUUGACAAAAAUCCCUGAGAACCUCGAUCGGUUAAAACAUUUGAAAGUUUUAAAUCUUGAAGACAACUUGAUAGAAACAGUUCAAAUGGACCAGUUAAAUGGGUUGGACAAUUUGGAAAAACUUUUUCUUUCUUCUAAUAAAAUAAAACACAUUUACUGUGACGGUCCGGCGAGUCUGCCAUCGCUCACUGAAAUGGAUCUGGACAAAAAUCGACUUCAACAUUUUGACGUCUGUAAUUGGAACAUGCCUUCGCUUUCCCACCUUAAUCUCCAAGUUAACAAUUUGACACAUUUCGCAAUUCAUCAAUUUCCUACGCUACAAGCAUUAAGAAUUUAUGAAAACCCAGUGAACUGCGCUUGGACAGAUAGUUUAAAGAAUACGUCAAUACGGCUCUAUUCCCGAACAUCUUGUGACGAGAAAAGUGUGGGUGCCUUUGAAUUGGAUUGUCCACCAACUAAUCAUCAAUUGAAGCAGCAGAUUUCUAGUGUUUCCGACAGAAUGCAAAAAAUUGAAGACCUGCUGCAAAAUCUAAUCGCAAAAAUUAUUGAACAGCAAAAUGUCUCUAAUGACAUCAUUGAGGCGAUGUAUCGAAUUGAAAUAGAAAGAGCUUCCAAUCACAGGAAGAAAAUUCCAUAACUUUCUAAAUAAUAAUGUAUAUAUUUAUUGAAUAACAUAGACCUAAGUAUAAAAAAAAUCUUUGUAUCGAGCUUAAGUUCAUUAUUAAAUAAACGUCAUUCAGAAAAAAAUAGCUUUUCACAGUUCUUUUAGUUUGCCUUGUGAAAAAUAUCACUUCAUUUCCCGUUCUUUUGUUGUGCUACAUAUGAUGGAAAAUCCGCUGAUGAAACAGUUUGCAAUGUACUCUCAAUCGACACUUUUGUUUUGGAUGAAAAUUUAUUUAGCAACAUCUGGUAGAAUUCCUCGAAAAACCUUAUGAGAAACUUUUGGAGGAACUCUAGAAGUAAUUUCAACUUAAACUUCCUUUAGAAAUUUUUGGAGAAAUUGUGGGAAUUUUUAGAGAAAUCCGUCGAAAACUUUCUGAGGAUUUUCUGAAGAAAUUCUUGUUAGAACUCAGAAAUUACAGAAGAAUUUCAUGAAAAAUGCCAAAGUAUAGAUUCUGGGAAAAUUUCUGCUGGAAUCCCUGCGAAAUUCUUUGGAGAAGUUCUGAAAGAAUCUUGUUUUAGAACAUUUUAUGAAAAAUAUUAAAAUAAAUGCUUGAAGAAUAGUCUGAAUGAACCCUUAGCAAUCUUUGCAGGAACCUCUGUAGAAACCU
Aedes albopictus (Asian tiger mosquito) is the source of this 11197-nucleotide messenger RNA. RefSeq names its product phospholipase A2 inhibitor-like. The record is from RefSeq and is a predicted model, not a curated record. The transcript has 2 exons. Gene Ontology annotation, molecular function: protein binding. NCBI's taxonomy places the organism in Eukaryota, Metazoa, Arthropoda, Insecta, Diptera, Culicidae. Bases 9544 to 10563 code for a protein of 339 amino acids.